Messenger RNA from Rotaria sp. Silwood1, 237 nucleotides. NCBI's taxonomy places the organism in Eukaryota, Metazoa, Rotifera, Eurotatoria, Philodinida, Philodinidae. The record is from the annotation of a GenBank genome assembly.
AUGGUAUCGUCAUGUUUCAGUAAGCAUGAAACAAAUGAUUAUCCUCGUGAUAUGAUCGAUAAAUUAGCAAAUGCUUGUGAAAAUGUUGGAUUCUUUUAUGCUAUUGCAGCUAAAAAGAAGGAAAAAAAGAAAUCAGAUGCCAAUAUUGAAAUAAGUGAAGAAAUAAAAGUAUUACGUGAAAUUCGAGAUCUGCUAGCCUAUAAAUCGUCAAUGGCAUUAACUGGUGUUGAAGUAUAA